AUGUCUAGUGUGCUCCUCUCUGAUGCCCGGUCCGGUCUCAUGCUGCUGCCAGUCUCCUCUGCUGCUGCUGCUGUUACUGCUGCUGCUGCUGCUGCUGCUGCUGCUGCUAUUGCCGUGGUGUCGAUGAAACAGAUCAACCGACUAACCACCACCUUCUUGCUUCUACAGGAGGUGCUGAACCAGACGGUGGUGCUGUCGCUGCCGGACGUGGUGAAGCUGUCGCGGGCCGGGGAGGGCGUGGCGGGAGUGGAGGAGGUGGGGCGCCUACUGCUGCUGCUGCUGGGAUGUGCCGUGCAGUCCUCAAGGAAAGAGGAUGUAAUAGACAACAUCAAGAAGCUCGACCUUGACACGCAGCACUGCAUUGUGGAGUGUAUCAAGGAGGUGACUGAGAACCCCGAAGCAGUAUGGCCAGCAGAGUGGGGGCAGGUGGAGGCGGUGCCGGAGGAGCAACAGGGUGAGGCUUACGCCCUUCUGGUUCGCCACUGUCGCCGCCUCGCACAGGAACGCGACGCCCUCAACCAGGACCUGCUGCGGGCUCUGUGCGGCGAGGGCGGCGAGGAGGAUGCGUCCCAGGAGAGUGUGCACCACCUGGGCGUCCAGCUGGCUGACUGCAAGGCCCAGCUGCGGCGCCUUCGUCAGGAGUACGAUGAAAAGGCCGAGACAGCGCUGGAAUACAAAGAUGAGCUGGAGCAGACCAAGGCGACGGUGGCCAAGCUUCGUCAGGAGAAUGUGGAGCUGGUACAGGACGCGAGGGCAGCGAGGGCGUGGCGCGACGAGGCGGACAUCAUGCGGGAGCGAGCAGGGCGCGUGGAAGCCCUGGAACAGGAGGUCACCAGGUAUAAGGACAAGAUGGUCGACAUUGAGUUCUACAAGACCAGAGUGGAGGAGCUGCGGGAGGACAACAGGAUCCUGGUGGAGACGAAGGAGAUGCUGGAGGAGCAGCUCGCCUCGUCCCGGAGGAGAGCCGAGCAGGUGCUGGACUUGGAGAACGACAUCCUGCAGCUGAAGCAGACCAUCAACCAGAUCACCAUCGAGCGAGAUGCGGACCGUGAGAGGCUGCAGGAGCUCAUGGAGGAGAAUGCACAGCUCCACCUCAGCACCAAGAACUCGUUGAGUGAGUCUGCCACUCUGGUUGCCCAGCUGGACCACCUUAAGUCCCGCCAGCUGGUCAACGGCACCAACAUGGGCAACGAGCUCAUUGGGGAUGCCCAGACGCGGGUGCUCAAGCUGCAGCUGGAGAACCAAAGACUGGAGGCAGAGCUGGAGCAAAUGAAGCGUGACAACUCCCUGGGUUCAGUGGACAAGCUGCUGGAGCUGGAGAAGGAGAACAAAAGACUCUCCCUCAAGGUGAGUCAGCUGCAAGAGUCAACCCAGAAGGAGAAGGUGCAGCUGGUAGAAGCCCAGGAUGAGUCAGAGAAGAAGCAUCAAGAGAUCCAGCGACUCCACCAGACCAUCAACACAGUCAAGACCAACUCCCAGCGGCAGAUUGAUGAGCUGCAGCAAGAGAACACACAACUGCUGGAGCUGACUGAGACACUACGGGAGAGGCAGAAGAAGUCAACUGAUGCUCGACUGGUGGAUGUGGAGGCAGAGAACAAGCAGCUGACAGACCUGAACUUCCAAUUACAGAGCCAGGUAUCCAGACUGGAGUACGAGAAGCAACAGCUGAACAGACUCACUGAGCGCCUGAGAGAGUCAGCGGACAAGCUGUCUGAGGUGGAGCACCAGAAGACAGAGAUUGAGAGGGAGAACCGAGACCUGCACAAGACCAUCACUGCACUGAGGGAGAGCUGUGAGCGCCAUGAGACCCUGGAGCAGGACUACACCAGCCUGGAGGUGGAGUACUCACGGGUCACCAAGAUGCUCUCCAACAUGAAGGAAACUGUGGCCAAGUUGGAGAGUGCACAGAGCGACAAGCUGCAAAUGCAGUCUGAGGUAGAGCGACUCAACCGCUCAAUGGACAGCCUCAAGUCAUCCUCCGUUCGCUUUGCUGACCUGGAGAUGGAGAAGGAGGCCCAGGUGCAGCAGAUCAACCUCCUCCAGAAGCAGCUGACCUCCAUGAAGGCCGAGAGGAGCCGGGCAGAGCAGCUGGAGCUGGACCUGCUGGCCACCACUAAUGAGGUGCAGAAGAAGAACCGGUCCAUCGAAAACAUCCAGAAGAAACUCUCAGAGACGGAGAAGGACAAGACGGAGCUGGAGAAUGAAAACACAAAGCUCCAUAGAACCGUAGAGACUCUGAAGCUUUCCACCAAGAAGCUGAAUGAGCUGGAGAGAGACCUGACAGAGAUGGAGGGAACCAAUGACCGCCUGGACAGAGAGAACAGAUCACUCCAGAAAGAGGUGUCAAGACUGCGCAAUGCCAUGGAGGUGAAGGAUGGUCUUAUUGAUGAGGCAGCCAGCAAGACGUCCACUCUGGAGAGGGAUAUCAAGAGGUUGAACAAGGAGGUGGAGCAUCUGAGAGGCAGUGACAACAGAGUUCGUGAAGUGGAGAAAGAGAAGAGAGAACUUGAGCAGCAGAUAAUUACUGAACGCAAGACUCUCAACUGUCUGAGGGAGGACUUGGUCUCAGAGAAGGUGAAGACCCAGCAGCUCACCAACCAGCUGGACAGCCUCACUGCAGAUCUGUCCAAGCUCGGCCUCAACGCCAACAACCUCACCGCACCAAACUCCGACAGCGACUCAGACUUACAAAUAUCAAGAAUAGUUCGCAGCACAAUGAAAUUAAACAGCCGGUACAAGGCCCUGGAAUCCAUGUUGGAGGAGACGCUGAAGAGAAGCGUGGAGGUGCGGGAGGAGAAGAUCGCAUCCCUGGAGUCUCGCCUCAGUGAAUCAGUCAACAGAAACAAGGAAUUGCGUAACCAGCUGCUGGAGGUGAAGAGCGAGCUGGAGUCCCUGAGGCAGCGGCACCAGGAGGAGGGCGCCAGCCUGAGCGAGGAUGUGUCCCGUGAGGUGGCCAAGCUGAGGGAGUCCAUGUAUCGAGCCAAUGAAGAUAAGGUGAGCCUUGAAAAUGAGAUCACUGAACUCAAGUCCCAGACGGCCAGUUACCGGGAGCAGGUGUGUGCCCUGCAGUCCCAGGUGACCUCACUGUCCAACCAGAACACCGUCAUGUCCCAGCACAACGCCAAGCUGCAGGGAGAGAAUGCCCGCCUGCAGGUGGAGAACACAACGCUGCAGUCCCAGUCGGCUUCCCUCAUCGCCCAGAACUCAGCUCUGCAGUCCACUGCCACCCAGAUGGACGCUGAGAAGGACAAGGUGCGGCGGUCGUGUGACGAGCGAGGCAGCCGCCUGAGCCAGCUGGUGUCAGACCACGAGGCGCUGCAGCGGCUCCACCAGCAGCUCACCCGGGAGUAUGACAGCCUCAUUAAGGAGCACAACCACCUCAAGAGUGAACACAAGACCCUCAGGCUGGAGCACAAGGAACUCAAGGAGCAGCAGAGUACCAUGUCAGCGAGUGAGGAUGACUUGCUCAAGCUCCGGGAAGUGCUGGAGUCUGAGAUGACCAAGCUCAAGUCUGAUUCUACCACACUGGCAAACCUGCGCAGCGAACACUCUCGCCUCAAGGAUGAUUUUCGAAGCCUCUUCUCUGCCAACGAGAAGCUGCGGACCGAGUACAAGUCCCUUCAGGGUGACUAUAAGAGCAUCAAGACAGAAAAUAACACAGUGAAGCUGCGACUGACGGAGCUGAGCGGGGAGCUGAAUGAGGCACGGGACCAGAUGGCAGCUUUGGAUGUGGAGGUGUCCAAGCUCACCAACAAGUGUCAGGUGCUGCAGACCCUGAACCUGACCCUGGAGGAGGACCGGCGCUCCCUCAUGUCUCAGGUGUCACUUCUGCUCACCCAGUACCACGACCUCCUCACACAGACACUCGAGGACAAGCAGCACUUCCACCAAGAGGAGAAGAACUUCACUGACAAGCUGAACAAUCUGCGUCGAGGGAAGGAGAAGCUUGAAGAGAAGAUAAUGGAACAAUACCGCCGCAUGGACAAUUCCCCUUCCAAAAAGUUAUCCCCGGGCUGUGUGCCGUACUCGAAAGGCUUCGGCGUGAAUCUUGUGCGGCGGGUGCGCCGUGCUGGUACGGAGCUCAUCAGCAAGGUGCCGCGGAGUGGACGGUCAAGGUCCCGGGGACGUGAGGAGGGCGGGGAGAGUCCAGACUCCUCCUCUCUGGGCUCCUCCUCCCACGCCAACGACUCCAUGGACUCAGGCUCCGAGACUAGGCGCUCCUCCCCAAACCUGCCACCCUCCCCCACCCACAAUGGGGAGGCAGGGGAACAGGGCACCCUCAAGGAGACCCAGACCCCCAACAACCACAGGAAGAGUCUGCCACCUGCCCUCAGUGAUGCCUUUGCCUCUCAGGUGCUCAGGGGCUCCAUAUCAUCUGAGGACGUGGUGAGCCUGAGGUCCGGGGAGGCCAGCGAUGGGCACCACGAAGACUCUCUCUCCACCGUCACUGCUGGUAGCAGCAGUGCCGAGCUCCGCCGCGCUGGUUCCCGCCGACCCGUCUACCUCACAGAAGAUGCAGACUCGGUGUCAGUGCGGGAUGGGGUGCCUGACUCGGUGGUAGACAACCAGAACCGAGGCCGCUCCUCAACCCGCAGCUCGUCGUCCAUGAGUCAGCCCGUGGCCAACAGGAGCUUCAGCAGUGUGCACAGCAGCCUGCCAGCGUCCCGUGCUCAAACCCCCGGGGGAGGCACCCCACGGGCCUCCACACCAAAGACAAGCUUGAGAAAAGAGCGCCCCUCUGAUGACAGUGCCCCACCCACCCCCCGACUGCCGCCCCGAGCUGACCACAUCACAAGUGCCCCACAAGUCCCUCCGCGGGCUCGGCGAGGAUCCAGCAUCAUUGCACCAGACUCCCCUAUUUCUAGUCAGUCCACUCCUCCUGAUCUUUCUGACCCCAAGCCUCCCAAGCCUCCUCCCCGCCCACCCCCUAAUGAGGACACGCCCCUCAAGACAGAGAAGGACAUUGUUGAUAACUCGGUCUGGUAUGAGUAUGGGUGUGUCUAGUGGCGGCCGGGGUGGAGAGUGGCGACAAUACUUUGAUCAAACGUUACCUGCCAUGCACAGGUGAAGCUGCAUCCCCAAGGCUGCAGGGCCACACCUAACAGCCUGACACCUCCACACACUUAGUUCAUAUGAGUAACUUGUCUGAUGUCUUCUGUUUGGAAUCACUUGACUUCCUUGACCAGGGCUACACCUAACAGACCCUGACUCCUCCACACACUUAGUUCAUCUGAGUAACUUUUCCAAUAUCUUCCAUUCAUAAUCACUUGACUUUCACAAUCUUGGAGUAUGUUUUGAGAGAUGCUGUUUUGAAGCAUUGCAGAUACAAGUAUAAAGACAUAAAUUAAGAAGUUUCCUAGUCUUGUUGGUAAAUUAAGAAGUUUACUAGUCUUGUUGGAGGCCUUGCCAUUCCUACUUACACAAGUAUUGAGAUUAUAACUACAGCAUCUGCUCUGUACAUAGACACAACUAUACAUACACACAAACAGAGAAGAUCUAAUAUUGAGGUAGUAAAGAGAGGCUGGAGACUUGAGAUAACACAUGAAAGGUCUAGGAAGGAGAAAUGCUUGAAUGACAUGAAAAGUACAGAUUCCUACAUAUAAAUAUGGAAUAGGCAACAGAGGCAAGGAAUGUGCAUCAGCUAUAGAGAAAUAAGACAGAUAGAGAUGCAGAGAUGAUCACACGAAUACAGCCAGAUAAGUACACAUAAACACAAUAUGAUAGACUAAGCAUAAAUCCUGUCCAUCCAUCCAAGUUUCAUCUCAGGUCGUGCCAUCCUUCACAGACACCUGACAAAUGUAAAUACACAUGCACUUGUUGGCCACCUUUGCUUUGUUGGCACUCAGUGAGACCUCAUAUGUUAGAGAUCUUAAGUAAAUAUAAACAAAGGACAUAUUUCAUUGGGAAUGUUUGUACAAGUCUUGGAGGGAAUGAAAGGCUUUUUAAGGAUGAGUGUGCCACGUUUGCAUUGUUGACAUUCAGUAAGACCUCAUAAAGCAAAGGAUGUAUUUCAAGGGGAGUGUUUGUACAAGUCACAGAAAAAAUGAGGAUCUUGUUAGGAAGGACCUGCAGCCUCAGGGAUGUCCAGCUUACUCUCACCAACUGGCUGAACUGUAAGUCAUAGGCCAGUUACUUGUCACUAGAUAUUAGCAUGUUUCCCAAAGCUAUUUCCCCCUUGUGUGUAUCAGCUGUUGUACAUGAUGCUGUAAUUCAAUAUCUACAUACCUUUCCUCUCUUUUUUUUUUUGUCUGCCAAGGCUUACCAUACUCUGUUAAUAAAGCCUUAGUGUUGUAUAUGUCUAAAGGUAGGAUGACUAAUAGAAAAACCAACCUGCUUCUGAGGAUACGCCCCACACCGACUCUUAAUCUGAAGUAGUGAGUGAUUCGUGGUAUUAUAGGAAAAUUAAUCCUGUAAAUGAUGUGCAUUGGUGUCACAUUUUGUUCAGCAUAAAAUGUAGUGCAUCAGAAUUCAUGCAGAUCUCAACUUUUUUCCUAUUUUAUUUUAUUUUAUUUUAUUUUUUUCUUGUCAUAGGUGAGGGCCAUUUAUAUAUUUAGCUUAGUAUUUACAAGACCUGCAAAUGACUCAUGGUGGAAUCCUUCAUGUAUUACAAUAACUUGACAUCAAUAGUUGUGACUGCUAAGCCAUCUCAAUGUUUGGUUUAAUGUUGUAUAAGAAAAGAAACUGAUGUAAGAGCAACUUUUAUCAUGGGAGUUCAGAAGCUACUCCUUCCUUCUGAACUACAGUGUGGGGGCCAAGACACUGUAUGUACAUCAAAAAGAAAUAUGUAGUGUUCAGGAAUAACCAUACAUGCUAUUUCCUGUGUGUGUGUGAACUGCUGAAGUAGGGAUAAGCUGUACACUUCAUGGAAAAACUGAAGCUUUUCUUAAACAUGUGGUCAGUGUCUGUCUCCUGUCCCUCAUCUUCUGACUUUAUACCUUUCCGUGGGUCUUGGUGAGGUAUUGUAAGCUCAGCAGGUAUCUGGAUGGCCCUCACCGCAGGGAGUGUUUAGGUUCUCCGUGCUGCACCAAGUGUUUUACAGACUUUGUGAAUUAUUUGUAUAUACAUUUCAGAGCACAAAGAAUUCUUUGUACAUACAUCUAUUUAGUUUUUUAUUGAAGUUUUUAUGUAAGCCAACCCAUGAUUUUUCUACAUUUUUGUAGAAAAAUCCUAAUGGCUGUAAAUGUACCUUGUAAUUUCAUUAUAUACCAUUAUCAUAUCAUUUUUUAUGCAUUAUAUUCAUCAGGCAAACUAAACAAUAGUCAUUCAUCAUUGUAUGGAGGAUUCCAGACUGUGGGAUGCUCCUUUGGCUUGGGAAGAUGUUGAAUUAGGCUUGGUCACAGUGAGUCCAGCAGCGAUUACUGUCAUUAUGUCUUUGCUCGUCAAACUGGUAUCUUGAGUCACAUCAUAUUGUUCCCUGUGUAAAAUAUCCAUGCAACUUUUUUUUUUUUAUUAAGCUUAAUGCAGUAUCAAAAGUGAA
This is a messenger RNA of Scylla paramamosain (green mud crab), 7477 nucleotides long. Its product is annotated as girdin-like. Gene Ontology annotation, molecular function: dynein light intermediate chain binding; microtubule binding. NCBI's taxonomy places the organism in Eukaryota, Metazoa, Arthropoda, Malacostraca, Decapoda, Portunidae. The record is from RefSeq and is a predicted model, not a curated record. Gene Ontology annotation, biological process: cytoskeleton-dependent intracellular transport; cytoplasmic microtubule organization. The transcript is spliced from 34 exons. The coding region runs from base 1 to 5004 and encodes 1667 amino acids. Gene Ontology annotation, cellular component: centrosome; cytoplasm.